UCAGCAGCCAGAGAGCAGUCCACGUUGUUCAGGGCCACUCUGCAGAGUCCAUUAGGUGUAAUAUGUCACCAAUAACGGCCGAAGAAGAGUUCUUCAAGAAUUCAAACUUGAAGAGAGAAAACAUCGAACAUCUUAGAUACUGGAUAUCGAAGCAGCCUCACCUGCCAAAUGGAAUUAGAGACGAACAACUGAUCCUGUUUCUACACUGCUGUCAGCACCGCCUGGAGGACUGCAAACAAGUUAUUGAGACGUAUUACACCAUCCGCACACAUUCACCGGAAAUAUUUGGGAACAGGGAUCCUAAAGGAGAGGAAGUGCAGAGAAAUCUGUCCAUAUUUGAAUUUGCUAACCUUCCGAAGAGAGACCAGCACGGGAACGUGGUGAUGGCUGUCCGCGUCUCGGACCCAGACGCCAAUAAGUUCUCGCAUUCAGCUGCUCUGAAGACAUACUUCAUGGUGCAAGAUGCCAUCAUGCUGGAGACCGGUACGGUUCCUGGAUACGUUUUUCUGCUCGACGCGAAAGGAUGUGGCUUGGGACAUAUUACGAAACUCAAAAUUUCAUACAUGAAGUUGUAUGCUGAAUAUCUUCAGGAGGCUUUCCCUGGCAAUGUUGUGGCAACACAUCUGGUGAAUUCCAACUAUUUCACAAAGGCUGCGUUUGCCGUAAUGAAACGAUUUUGUAACACUGAUAUGGCCGACAAGUUGUUUGUACACACUUCGAUGGACACUCUGUACAGCCAUAUCUCAAAAGACAGCCUACCUAAGGAUUUUGGAGGGAAACUGGACUCAAUGGCGACAUAUCACAAAGUGAUGGUGGAACAACUGGAGCUGUGCACGGGCUGGUUCAAGGACGAGGAAGCCAUCCGCGUGGACGAGUCCAAGAGGCCGGUGAAGGCGAAGUGCAUGGGGGAAAUACUCGAUAAUUAAGUUCCUAUCAAGAGACUGGACGCAGAUUAACGAAAAGAGACUUGCUAUCAGAAUUGCCCUUCUCCAAACGCGCGUCACAAGUCUGAAGACGAGACCGUAUUAGCACGAAUAUUCCCUAGUGCAAUGAAUUUACAUGGUGUUCUCGGGAAACGUGGAAUUCCUUCAGAUCCUUAUAGAUUUUCCUCGGUUUUCAUUACGACUAGAAGAAGACAAAGAAAACGUUUCAUCAUCGCUGUGGACAUUCUCUCGCUCGGCACAAAAUACCUCGGGGCAAAGGUACCAGAGAAAGAGUGAAAAGGACGAUAAAGGAUAGGAAGGGCAACGGGGAAGUACAAGGAAGAAUUUGGUUCUUUACGCAAUCUAUUGGUGGUAUUCCCCUCCUACCGUCACUCCGCGGCUAGGUGGUAUUCCCCUUCCUUUCCCAUUCCGUGGCUGGCUGGCCAGCCCAAGUUUGUCUUUAUAACGGUCAAUGAAGAUCUGAGGUAUUUUACUAUGCAUGUUUGCAACGCCGCGCUGCACCCAUGCCAGUGUCUCUCACUACCCUAUUUUUACCGUUAUUUAACCAAUAGAUUUUACAAUUUUAUAAAUGUAUUCUAGACAUAAUUUUAUAAAAGUGAAUACAAAUUACAUCACUGAAAAAUCUUA
Molecule: messenger RNA, 1571 nt
Organism: Cryptotermes secundus
Lineage: Eukaryota; Metazoa; Arthropoda; Insecta; Blattodea; Kalotermitidae
Product: alpha-tocopherol transfer protein-like
Exons: 7
Coding region: 63-926 (287 amino acids)
Cellular component (GO): membrane
Molecular function (GO): phosphatidylinositol bisphosphate binding
Source: RefSeq, a predicted model, not a curated record